Messenger RNA from Amoebophrya sp. A25, 447 nucleotides. The record is from the annotation of a GenBank genome assembly. NCBI's taxonomy places the organism in Eukaryota, Dinophyceae, Syndiniales, Amoebophryaceae.
CUGAACGAGCGGAAAAAGGUGGCAAGGGAGAGUCUCCUAUUUCUCAGGGGAGAAAUACCUCUAGUGCCUCUGCAGAAGUGUGCGCCGGAGAUGGUAGAAAGCCAAACAAACAUCGCGCAGCGAAACCUAGAACAUGCCACGACGGAACUGAUGACCCAGCUUCGUACUUGUCUGGAGGAAAGCGUAUUACGAAAAAACCUUGGUGGAAUUGGAAAUGGCGAAAGUAGCGGAGCCGGAGGAAAGGAAGUUGCAGUCGUGGGUCACCUAGCACAACAACAAUCAUCAAGUUUUUCAUCUUCGUCAACAUCCCAACGUGAAAAUUCAACUUGUUUAGCACCCUCACAAGAAGCAUCAAACAGUCAGGCAGCUACUAGUGCUGCCUUAGCCGCGACGCUCGCUAACCGAAGAAAUCUGCGCUCUUCAACCGCACUCAAAAAAGAACUAGAG